ACGCAGAACAAGUGGAGGGCAGAGGUUAGUGUAUAAAAUAAACAACUAGUAUCAAGAUGGCAGUGAGCGCGAUCGGUUGUGCGCGUGCGCUCGUUUUCCUGUUCUGUCUCGCUAAGGCCGAUGACAUUUACAAUGUACCCGAAGUCACAAUACAGGCUUUCAAGCCUAAAGGGUUCCGGGCUUUUAUACCAGAUGCCCCGAAUCUAGCCCUCUUCGUAUUCCAAGGCAACGUCAACAGAAAAAUCGAGUCCACACAAGUGGGUGAACUCCAUGGAGAAGUGGUAUCACCCAAAAAUGGGAGGUGGGUGGUGGAGCUGCCCGACGUCGCGCUGGCGGUCGGCGACGUCAUCAACUACCACGUGUUCGCGUCUGUCAAGAGUGCUGCGUAUGUGAAGGAUAAGCUGACGUUUACUGUCACCAAAUUGGAAGACUACGAGUCGCGUGAAGCCCCAACGACGCCCACAAAUCCAAACUGCGCCCCAACUCUUACUCGGGUACGAGGAGGCGUCGCCUGCGCUGGACAGACCAUCUUUGAGGAGAACUUUGAUUCAUUAAGAACAGACGUAUGGCAAGUGCAGCAAUAUGUUCCUGUAGACCAUUCUGAGCAUCCCUUCGUAUCAUAUCAACGAUCUGCAGUCUCUGUGCAGAAUGGGAACCUGCGUAUCGUCCCAUCACUACAGCAGAACCAGCCAGGGUUCUCAGCUGAUAGCAUGCUCGAUUCCUUGGAUUUAUAUAAAGGUUGCACAUCAGAAACAUCAGGCACUUGUUUCGUCCAAGCUAACGACGGCAGCGGCAUCAUACCGCCCGUAGUGAGCGGUCGCAUCACAAGCAAGCCCGGCUUUGCCUUCACGUACGGAACCGUCACUGUGAGGGCCAAACUGCCGCAGGGAGACUGGUUGUACCCAGAGAUCUUACUGGAACCGUUGAUGAAGAAGUUUGUCUUCGGAAGCGUGAACUCGGGAGUUCUGAAGAUAGCGUGUUCAAGAGGCAAUAAGGAGCUUAAUUCCGGAUCCACUAACUAUGGAAAUAAAGUGAUAUACAGCGGGCCGGUCAUUGAUACCUCUUGCCACGACACAUUGCUUGUCAAGAAGAACUCAUAUACCUUCUGGGGUGACGGUUUUCACGAUUAUUCUGUCAAAUGGACGCCAGAGCGUCUGAUACUAUCUGUGGACGGACUGGAAUACGGUCGUAUAGAACCAGCGUCUAACGGGCUGCGGGGGCUACUACCGGCCUCUUGUUCCGCUGUACAACUAACUGGGAUGGCACCUUUCGAUGACCACUUCUAUAUAACCCUCGGCUUGGCUGCAGGUGGACACACAGAAUUCCCCGAUAGUUCCUUAUCACAGAACAGCCAUGAGAAACCCUGGAAGAACCAGGCUUCCAAGGCUGCUCUUCGGUUUUGGAACGACGUGGACGCGUGGAAAGCGACGUGGCAGCAACCAGAGCUGUUAGUUGACUAUGUCAAAGUGGUUGCCCUGUGAUUAUAUCAUUAUAUAUCUUACCUAUAUGGUCAAGAGAAGACUACAGCAUGUUGUGAAGUAAGGACCAAGAGAACGGAGUUCUCCUUCUCAUUGUACCUACCUAUUUCUAGUAAGUAGAUAGGUAUACCAGGCAAAUGAGGUAUCCGCAGCAACCUCGGUUCUCCAUACAUACGUAGUUACGUUCUCAUUUUAAAACGACUAGCUAGAUUGGUCUGAUACUUUGUAUUUACAGUAGGAUAAGGUAUAUCUAUGCCUGUAAUUAGUUUAUGUAGCUUCAGAUAUCAUAGUAAAAAAAUACAGCGAAUAGGCUUGUUUCCAAUUUUUUGAAACGCUUGUAUUACGUUCUAUAUUAACUAAAAGUUGCCCUAAAAUUCAACUUUUAUACUAAAAACGGCUUUAAAUAUGUUAAAUUAACAAAAUAUAUUUUGACAGAUGUUUUCGCGCCCAAAACGCUCUUUGAAAAUUGUGUGACGUCACAGUUUACGGUUUGACACAUAACUACAUACACAUGUAGAAGAUACGAACUGUGAACUGACAUUUGUCAUUUGUUGUUUAUCGCCUAAAACUGUCAACAGUUUCAAUCCGAGAGUUGUGACAUCAGAAUCUUCAAUGACGUUUCGAGUUUGGUCACGUGACGUGUGCCAAAAGAUAUUUUAAAUUCAAUAUUUACAAAAAUAUGGUCAUUACAGGUCCCCUAAAAGUAGUUUAACUUGUUCUUAUAAUCCAAAAGAAUUUAUUGGUAUACAAUUCUGCCUUAAGAUUUGUAUAUGGAAACAACCCUAUUUAAGUUUUGCAUACGAAACUUGUUUACUCCAUUUCGUUUGUUUUAUGAGCUAAUUACAGGCAUAGAUAUACCUCAUGUCAUUGUAUUUGCAAAGUUUCAUUAAAAUCCAACACGCUAGAGAGGUAUGGGCAUUGUGAAUGUCAUCUCGCUUUGUGUGGUAGGGCACAGCUAGCCAGUGGAUGUCAUUCCAGUUCUAGAGCAGAGCCCAACUGGGGAAGUACCUCCACCUUACAGAAAACAGCAGCCAAAUAACACUAGACCCUACUCAUAGUGUUGUGUUCCUGCCGGUGAGUAAGGUUGCCAGAGCUCAACUAGGGGGGCGGGUUUAGGGUCGGCAACGCGUAUGUAACUCCUCUGAAGUU
Messenger RNA from Cydia pomonella (codling moth), 2627 nucleotides. Its product is annotated as beta-1,3-glucan-binding protein-like. Lineage: Eukaryota; Metazoa; Arthropoda; Insecta; Lepidoptera; Tortricidae. The record is from RefSeq and is a predicted model, not a curated record. The transcript has 10 exons. Gene Ontology annotation, biological process: carbohydrate metabolic process. The coding region runs from base 57 to 1481 and encodes 474 amino acids. Gene Ontology annotation, molecular function: hydrolase activity, hydrolyzing O-glycosyl compounds; carbohydrate binding.